Messenger RNA from Patiria miniata (bat star), 2757 nucleotides. RefSeq names its product KICSTOR complex protein ITFG2-like (gene itfg2). Gene Ontology annotation, biological process: regulation of TOR signaling. The record is from RefSeq and is a predicted model, not a curated record. NCBI's taxonomy places the organism in Eukaryota, Metazoa, Echinodermata, Asteroidea, Valvatida, Asterinidae. Gene Ontology annotation, cellular component: KICSTOR complex. The coding region runs from base 139 to 1488 and encodes 449 amino acids. Gene Ontology annotation, molecular function: protein binding. The transcript is spliced from 14 exons.
GUUGACGAGUCGGGGUAUACGACUGUAUUUAUUGCAUACUGGAUGCAGAGAGAAAAAUGUCGUCUGCCUCCCAAAUGUAACAACAUUUUCGACUUGUUUCUCACUCGACAUGAGCAGAUUGAUAGGUGAAACAAAAAGAUGCGAUCAGUAGUAUUUGUAGAGCGCUUGGAAUUCGAGUUUUCCGGGAACGUGUUUCCAAAUGCUGUAGUUUUGGGGGACGUUGAUAACGACAAUGAAAAUGAGCUGCUGGUGGGAAAUGCUGAGGGAGAACUUAGCGUCUUCAAGGGGAACAACACGCAACCAUGGGCAACCUGCUCCAACUUGGGCAUGAUAACGUGCCUUGGUGUUGGUGAUAUCUGCAACUCUGGAAAGAACUGCUUGGUAACCAUAAGCGGGGAGGGCCUUUGCAGUAUAUUUUACAGAGUACCAGCAGCUAAAACAGAGGUACAUGAGCUAGCUGAGGCAGACAUCGUCAGUGAUGACACCAUCUUAACACCCUGCCACACCCAGCAUCUCACAGCCAACAUCAAGGUGGUUCUCAUUGAUGACAUAGACGGAGAUGGUAAGAUGGAAUUUGUUGUUGGUCACACGGACCGAGUAGUGAGUGCCUAUCGCUGGGUAGACAAACAACUGCCAUCGUCUAAUGAAUCAUGUCCCUUCGUACCCGGCAAGUUUCUUUUGCUUCAGAAGUGGCACCUGAAUGGACAGAUUGGUUCCCUGUCCCUCAGCAGACACCCAGACGGACAGCCCAAGCUGAUUGUCUCCCAGCCUGGAUGCAACUAUGCAGAGCUCCUCUGUAGCUGGGUCAAAGGUCACGUGGAGGAGGUCACCGGUCCCAAUAGCAGUAAAAGCGAGACCUAUGUGAAGUGGCAUCCCAUCACCAACAAGCGGGCUCGCAACGCCAACGUCUCCACGGAAUUGGUCGGCAGAAUCUGUCGCUCAGCCGACUGCGAAGAUCGGACUAACGCACAUGGAGGGAAGGACCCCGUGCCCAGUAGAAUGGCCAUGUGCACUCUAGAUGGCACCUUAAUGAUGAUUGAGGAGGAUAAAAUCCUGUGGUCACUGCUAGUUGACCAUCAACUCUUCGCUCUGACAAAAUUUGAUAUCAAUUGCGAUGGGCAGGACGAAGUGGUUGUGUGUGCCUGGGACGGCCAGACGUACAUUGUCAACCACUCUCAAGAAUCCGUCAGGUUUCACUUCCAGGAGAAUGUCUGCGCGUUCUGUGCUGGCCAGUACAGCACCACAGGCGCCAACAAGCCCUGCCUAGUGUACGCAACAUUCAACAAGCGCAUCUACCUUUACUGGAACGUGCAGAUACCCAGGAUUCCAUCGGCCGAUCUACAGCUGGCGCUCUCCAGGAACGAGAAGGUUCAGAAAAAACUGAAAGAGUUAAAUAUUGACGUGACUGACACCAGCAAACUGAGAGAACUUUACCAGUGGUGUUUCUAUGGAAACCAUCCAAGGAAGGAAACGGAAGACCAAACUUGACCUCAUAUCUUCCUUUGGCCUUUGCUUGGAGCGGUGGGGCAGACCACCGGGAGGGAGGGACACUUGAGCGAAUUGCUGAUGCAAAGUGACUGUGCGCAUUCAGAACUAGAAAGCACUCAGAGAGCGCUCACCUCCGCCAAGGCUGAACAAUUUCCUUGCCAUAUUUGUUAGUGCACCCACAGCCUUGCAAAUCCAUUGGACUUCCGUAAACUCAAACAUGUUUGUAUGUAUAUGCCUGUGUUGGUCUACUUUUCCACUCCCCAUUGUAUAAAAUGGUAUAGUCCAUUGUGUGGUUAGAAUAGGUGUGUUACACAAGACAUACUGGGUCACCGGGUCAGUGCCACUCACACAAACCUGUGCAUAGAGCAAUCUAGUGAAAAAAUGUACACGCAUAUUGGUGAAAAUUCUUGGAAAAAAUCCUGCAUCCACAUGCAGAUCCUGAUCAAUUCCAAAUCUGUACCAAGGACCACCUCUAAAAAAAUUCUUGAAAAUCCGUACAGAACUUUUUCAGUUAUCCUGUUCACAGACAAACACACUAACCAACCAGCUCACAAACCAACGGCAGUGAAAACAUAACCUCCUUUGCGGAGGAAAUAGAAUUAGUUGAGCAUGCUUAAAUUUGCGCUACACGCGCGAGGACCAGUAUGCGCGUGCGGUGUGUCCCUCCCCAAGGGUUGGUCGAAAGGCGGUCGCAACACUGUUUGUGCAUGGAGUCUAUAUGAGGCAAUGCUGACUCUUAAAUUUGUUUGGCUGUUGUGCCCCUUGUUCCGAGAAAACAACAUUAGGAUCUCAAUUUCGAUUCAAAAGUUGCCGAGUCAUGUUUUGAAUUUCACCCAAAAUCAGCAUCCGAGGCACGUUCGCAUAUACAGCCGAUUGCAGCUACCUACACGAUGUCACGCCGAACGAAUUAGAGCAACCGCAUGUGCGGUGUGCCAAUGCUUGCGCGCACCCAUUCACGGCUUUGCCCGAAUUACACUAAAAGAAAUUUCCAAAAAAGCAUCUUCAGACGCAUCUUUUGUAUGCUUUUCAACAAUCAUUUUGUCGGUUACUUUUUGGAUAGCUGCAAAAAAUGAUGUACUUCACCUUUAAAUAUUAAUUGAUUCCAUUAGUCAGACAAACUACGUUGAUAUUCCUGACUCAAAUAGAAAAAUGACUCUCUUGGGCUACGAUGUAAUUAGCCACCAAUAUUUAUUAUUUAACAUGUACCAUCACCUGAGAUAUAAAUUCUAAAUUCAAAUAAAACCACCUUGCAUAACUUCAAAAAUCUGA